Molecule: messenger RNA, 1860 nt
Organism: Closterium sp. Naga37s-1
Lineage: Eukaryota; Viridiplantae; Streptophyta; Zygnematophyceae; Desmidiales; Closteriaceae
Source: the annotation of a GenBank genome assembly
AUGAACGUGGGGGGAUUUGUGAAAAGGAAUCUGGAGGUCGUUGAGUCCAGUCAGAAGUAUGGAGGUGUUGUUGAGAGGGAUGAGGAGCAGAUGGGCAAGAGACGCGUGAGAAACGGGGAAGAACGGAGAAAAACGAACAGCAGUGACGUCACGCGCGGCGCUGUAACGGGAGGAACCCUCGCCUUUGUCACCCUGCUGCUGAUGUCAGUCACGUCGGCAUUAGCGCAGGCAUCACCUGCACCAGCACCGCCUUCCCCUGUAACACCCCUCAAGUCCUUAUCAUCAGCAGCAGCACCCCCCUUCCGUGUAUCGUCACAAGCACCACCACCACCCACCCCUGGAUCUUCAUCAUCAUCAGCAGCAGCAGCAGCAGAAGCGGCAGCAGAAGCAGCAGUAGCAGACUCUUCCUCUGCAGCUCACAUUUCCUCGUCAGCCCCCUUAGGUGCGGGUAGUGGUCCUGCUGAUGCUGCUGCUGGUGAUGCUGUGAGAAGCGAUGUCAUGGCAAGUGGUGCCUCCCUUCCCGCUGCCAACCAAUCAGACACCAUCCCCGACCCGAUAAUCCGCCCGCCCCCGACCGGCCCCUUCUCGCUCUCCCCCCUGCCGCCUCCCAUCCGCGGACCCAUCGUUCCCGCCCCUCCCACUCCGUGCUUCGGGGUCACGGUGGCCUAUGUGAUAGAGAGCAUCAUCAACAUUCCCUCCGUGUGGAAUGGGAGUGUGAAGCCAUAUGGGUUCAAAUCCAAGAUCGAGCUACUCAACACCGGCAAGAGGGACCUGGUGGGGUGGGAGGUGAGGGUGGAGUUCACUCGCAACGAGCUCAUCACGCUGCUGGGGAACGCACAAGUGGAGUUUGAACUGCCGUACCCGGGCUCCGCUCUGCUCUUCUCCAGCAUUGACGACCAGAGCGACCGCCUCAUCACGGCGAUCCACGCGGGCGGCGACGUUCGGCAGUAUGUGGUGUUUGCGGAGGUGUUUGGCACGGAGUUUGGGGCGGCGGCCGCCAGCAAGGCGCUCCCGCGCACGCUCUACCUCACCACACCAGGCUUCCACUGUGCAUCCAACCGCCCUCAGUUCCCAUCUCCCAACAGAAUCCAGGUCUGCUGUAGGGAGACCUCCUACCCGCCUCCCCCACCUCCUCGCCCCCCUCCCCGCCUCCCCCCGAUCGUCCCUGCUUUGACGGUCCAGAUCGACAUCACAGCAGCGAGCGAUAUGGACCAUCAGAUGCUCGUCACAAUCAGCAACCUGCAGGCGGACAGGCGCGUUGGGCCACCAAGGAACGACCCCUGGGCGCUCAGCUGGCGAUGGACGCAGAAUGAGAUUGUCUGGGAAGCAUAUGGGGCACAGGCGACCCAACAAGGCAACUGCCAGCAGCAGUCCGCCUCCUCUGCAGUCUACGGAGCAGCCAUCGCCACCGCCCACUCCUGCUCGCCACGGCCCGUCUUUGUGGAUUUACCAGGAGGGGUGUAUGGCAGUGAGAGUGGGCGGGACCUGGGGGCUUCCCUGGGAGUGCGCCUGUCGUGCUGCAAGAACGGCUCUAUUGGGCUGCGCUCGUUUCCCUACGGCGACCCUGCUCUUGCCCAGUAUCAGGGCAACACCUCCUUGGCUCAGUUCCGUCUGCGGAUCGGCCGCACACGCCAGUUCAAGGCCAUUCCCUCCAUCUCUCCGCCGCGCAACCUCUCACUCAGCCUCCCGGGAAUAGUAUGCUCUGCUGGUGUUCGCAUCGACCCCACCCAGUUCCCAGUAAACCCCUCCCGCAACCUAUCAGUGGUCGCCACGUGGCGCUACCACCUGCUGUGUGUGCUUCUCUGCUGCUUUCAACACCACCGGCUCCCCCAAGGGCAACUGCGGGAGGAGCGUGCUUAA